AUGCCCAAGUUAUGGUCAACGUGCGGAGCAAAGAUGCAUCGGUUGAAAGAAAAAAUUUCAAGCCGGUUGCAUCGUUCUCGACAUAAAGAGCCUGCUGCCGAUUAUCAGUCCGCGUCACCAGACUGCAAGCGAAGUGACCCCAUUGAACCCGCAAAGGAGCCCUCACAGAAGAGAAGUACGUCUGCAUCGGAUGAGGUGUUAAUCACAAAUAAGGAUCAGCAUGAAGAGGCUGUGCCUCGAAACUUUACAGAAAAAAGAAGGUCACUAUCAACCAGCGACACCCGACGUGAGAUCAGCAGUGUCAUAGGUGACGAUAAGACCCCCGAUUCCAGCUUGCCCGGUUAUUCGAAGGAGCUAAAUGACGACAAGAAAGUACCUCGAAAUCUCUGGAAGGAGUCGUUUGACAAGCUCUCUCAGAAAACACAAGGUCACCUUCGAGAUUUGGGCUACGAAACGAGUUUGGACACAAAGCAAGGAGAUCUGGAUGGUCUGCUUAAGGACCUCCAGGAGAAGACGGAAUUUCGAGAGAAGGAGGCCUGGAAGUUCAAGAAUGAUCAUCUUGUGCGAGACUACGCUGCCACAUGCGCGACGUGGGUGAAGCGGACCGGGGACCUUGUCGUUCCGUUCGCACCCUCGCAAGCUGCAGGGCCCUGGGGGUUGAUCAAGGCGGCUUUGGAGAUCCCGGUAAGCCUUGCUGCUAAGAUGACCGCCUUACUUGGGGCUGUAGAGCGAAUUCUGCAGGCCACAUAUCGUGGCAGACUAUAUGAGUCCGCUUAUGCGACUGAAAACGGUGACUUUCCUGAUCCUCUACGCCGAGACCUUGUGAAUGUAUAUCGGGCUGUCCUGGAGUUAUUUAGCAACAGCAUUAAUAUGCUGUCGGGCUCGAACUGGGCUAUGAUCUUGGACGCAGUGUUCGACAAAGGCUCGGAUGCUUUUUCGGAUCUGAUAGCUAAGGAGAAAGAGCUCGCCGAUACUGCUCAGGCAUGCAGUGCAGCGCAGGGUAGAAAGGCAAUACAGCACCUACAGGACAUUCAAGGGCACCUACCCCGCAUAGAGGCCCAGGUUGUAGAAUGUCUGAAGGAGCUUAAGGACCGGGAGGCUAGGGAGAUACUAGAAUGGGUCUCAACGGUCAAAUAUAGGGCUCAUCAUAAUAAUGUGCGCAACAAUCGGACACUAGGCACGGGUGAAUGGCUCUUACAAAAAGAUGCAUUCCGAGACUGGGAAGAAAGCAAUUCUUCGGCAGUAUUAUGGUUGCGAGGGUCUCCGGGUGUGGGGAAAACCUUCCUUACUUCGAAGGUUAUCGAUCAUGUCCAAUAUAAUUUGGCAAGAACGUCCAAAGACGAAGGGUUUGCCUACUUCUACUGCAACCGGUUCGAGGACAUUCGAACACGGCCCCUUGCCGUGGCGCAGAGCUACGUGCGUCAGCUAUUCUCUUCCGCAAAGGAGACCAGUUCAAACAAGGCCUAUUCGAAGUACAUACAGUCUAUACUUAAAUCCACUUACGAGGACUUACGUAUGGAUUGUGCCGAUCUGGACUUGGAAUACUGCAGGGAAUUGAUGUCAGAAUUCCUGAACAUUUACCCCCGAACUACAAUGGUGUUGGACGCUUUCGACGAAUGCGAUCCUGCUUCGCGUGGUGACCUCCUUGAGCUGUUUACAGACUUGCUUUGUAACAGUACAAGACCAAUCAAGCUGUUCAUUGCAAGCCGACCUGAUGGAGAUGUUCAGCAACAGGUUCGCUCGCAUCCAAACAUCGAGAUUCAGGCGACCGAUAACCAGCAGGACAUUCAGGCCUACAUCAACCAAGAGAUGCUAAAGCUGAUCAAAAGGGACAGUGUAUUCUGCGAUCUCCAGGAUAGAAUCAAGUCAACUUUGUCAGCGAAAAGUCAAGGAAUGUUUCAAUGGACCUACCUGCAACUCAAACAGCUCGAGAGAUGCAUCUCUCCUGAAGCUAUACUGGAGUGUCUGAAGACACUCCCCGAAACUCUCGAAGAUACGUACGAAGGACUCUUGAAGGAGAUAGAGAGGAAGCCUCCCCACGACCGAGAUCUCGCGCUACGCGCUUUCAAGUGGGUUCUGGCCGCACGAGAACCGCUUCCACGGGAAGCUCUACUCGAAGCAAUCCGAAUCAAUCCUGACAGUAUGGAUACAAAGUUGUGUGCCUCAAUUAGCGCCGAUGCAUUGUUGGCAUUAUGCCGCAAUCUUUUAGUCAUCGAUUCCGAGCGGGACGUAUGGAGAGUAUCGCAUUUAUCGGUCGCAGAGUAUUUUGAGCUCCGUAAAAGCUGGACUGCUGCAGUCACCAACCUGAUGGUGGGCAAAGCGUGCUUACUGUUUAUGUUGAGCGAAGCUUGGAAUGAAACCACGCACAAAUUUCCUCGCUACCAAUGGGAAGAGACGCCCGAAUGGUCCUGCUUUACACGAACAUUCAUCUACUACAUCUCCUUUUUCUGGCCAACACAUAUUGCGAUCUUAAACCCUACCGGCGAGUCGACAGAGGUAUUUUCUCCUGUAGUUGAGCUUCUGGAGAGGUUUCUCGGUGCUCCGCAGGAUAGCAGCGCGCAAUACCGAAUCUGGGCUCAGUGGUAUGGUGAAGGUUUAAGUCCUCCUAAAUACUCUAUACUGGCCGUGUGCCGAUUUGGAUUCCACCAACUAUCGGACUCAUGGUGGAAUAAUGGCGAGCUAAAUCUAGCCAGUACUAAUCUUCAUGGUCGAACCUACGUGCUGCUUGCUGCGGAAUAUGGCCAUAUCCAAAUUCUGCGGAUCCUUCUGGCAAAAGGUGGUACUGUUGGGAUACAAGGCGGACCCGACGACACAAGCAAAUUCACGCCACUGAUCAUGGCUGCCUAUUAUGGACAUAUUGAGGUGGCCAGAUUUCUGCUGAAGGACGCUAAAGCGGACGUGAAUUUGGAGGUAGGCGGGGCGCAUUGGAGUCCAUGCGCAUUUGAAGCGGCCAUACGUCGAGAAGAUAUGGACAUGCUGCAGCUAUUGAUCUUUGAAGGCCACGCAGAAGUGAACAUGCACCUGAAAUGCGGUGGCAGUCCAUUGGCUAUGGCAACUCGUUCCAAUUGGUUGGAGGGCACGAAAUUCUUGGUGGAGCAGGGCGGAGCAGAUGUCGAUAUGGUUCUGCAAUACGGACCGUACGGUAGCGCCCUGGAUGCCGCUGCUAGAAAUUUCGACUCUCUGAAUAUAAUAAAAUAUUUGGUGGGAGUUAAACGUGCAAACGUGAACUUGGCCCUCCAGGUUGGUGAAUACGGGAGUGCAUUGGCGGCUGCCGUCAUGGAAGGGAAUUCAGAAUGUGUCCAAUAUUUGAUCGAGGUCGGAAAUGCUGCCGUCAACAUACCGCUCUCGAGAGUAUAUGGUAAUGUGUUGACUGUGGCAGUGGGGAAGUGGAGAAGGGAAUUCCCGAUGAUUAAUGGUCUCACGCUUGAGCGGAGAGAUAUCGUCCGGGCUCUGCUUGGGGCAGGUGCCUCUGUUGUGUCAGAUGUUGGGGAUGGUGUGAUCGUGGAUGCAUUUGAAGUUUUUAAUAGAGGUACCUGGCCGAGAGUAAGGCCCGGAAUUGCGACUGAUGAAGAGUAUUGGUGGAGGGCUAAAGCUAGUGAGGAGAGGGUUAUAUUCGACGAAGACGGUGCUGAUGAUAUAACGAACGCAGUCAGGAAGGCCACGCUUGUUGAGCUACAUACGGCAAUGUGGCAGCAAUAUAAUAGUGGCACCCUUGGUAUUGAAGCAGCCAGAUAUGUGGAACGGAUGUACCGUGAAGACAAUAUCCCGAGACUUUCUGAGACAGAUUUGAACAUAAUAUCGAGGUAUUUCGGGGAAGGCGUUAUAAUCUGA
Molecule: messenger RNA, 3831 nt
Organism: Aspergillus tubingensis
Lineage: Eukaryota; Fungi; Ascomycota; Eurotiomycetes; Eurotiales; Aspergillaceae
Product: vegetative incompatibility protein HET-E-1
Exons: 4
Coding region: 1-3831 (1276 amino acids)
Molecular function (GO): protein binding
Source: RefSeq, a predicted model, not a curated record